This is a messenger RNA of Anopheles coluzzii, 4424 nucleotides long. Its product is annotated as zinc finger protein 708-like. Gene Ontology annotation, cellular component: nucleus. Gene Ontology annotation, biological process: regulation of transcription by RNA polymerase II. NCBI's taxonomy places the organism in Eukaryota, Metazoa, Arthropoda, Insecta, Diptera, Culicidae. Gene Ontology annotation, molecular function: RNA polymerase II transcription regulatory region sequence-specific DNA binding; DNA-binding transcription factor activity, RNA polymerase II-specific. The record is from RefSeq and is a predicted model, not a curated record. The coding region runs from base 104 to 2158 and encodes 684 amino acids. The transcript has 3 exons.
ACAGCUGCGAGCUUGUUGUUUUUAUUCGCCAAACACGAACAGCGUCCAAAUUCUCCAAACUACCCGCAUUAUAACGCCGCGGACGUAAUUUUCCCUGCCCAAAAUGCCGCCGGAAACUGGGCCAACGUACGAGCUAUCGAACGGCACCUGCCGCUUGUGUUUAGAGCACAAGGAAGAACUGAUCCCUCUCGAAUGCGCUCUGUCGGAAACGGAGCUUAUCAACGUCAUCGAUUGCUUCCUCAAGAUAGACAUCACCGACAAUUGGCCGUUCCAGAACGUAUGUGAUGAUUGUGUCAUGCAGGUUCGGUUGAUUGAAAAAUUACGCGCCCAUUUCGAUGAGAGAAAUCGUAUUUUCGAUGUGCUGUGGACGCAAUACAAGCGAAUACACAUGCAAGCCGAUGGGGCGGGUGGUAGUAGUAAAAAGAAAUUGUCCAAAACAGAGGAGAGCAACGUCAACUCUGGCUACGUCAUCGAGGGAAUGGUGAUAGAGAAAACGGAAGUGGAGAUACUGCCACCGGACAUGUUGCUGAAAGCAGAGGCUGGAACUGAACAGUGUGGCGCCGUCAUCAAACAGGAAGAGAACGAAGAGGAGGACCAUCUGGUGGAGGAGCUGGUGUACGAGGAGCUAACGCUGGACGAAACGGAACUCGACGAGGGUGAGAUCAUAGAAGAGGACAAGGAUACGCUGGAGGGUGAACAUGAGAGCGAAAUGGUAGAGGAACACAUCAUGGAACCAGAGGAAGACGGGAUUGCGGCAGGGGACGAAUCGGACGACCAAAUUGAGCACCAGCUGUACGAGAUUGCAGACAGUGAGGAUGGGGAGCAAAAACAGCAGCACGAGCAACAACAGGACGACUGUUAUUACGACGAAACGGUCAGCCGAUGCUACAUCUGCAUGGAAACGCUGGAAUCGGAGAGUGAACUGCAAGAGCACCUGGGGACGGUGCAUCUUAAAUUGCUCCCAUUUCACUGCGACAAAUGUUUGCAGUACUAUCGCACAAUCGACGAGGUAAAUCAGCAUCUGAUCUCGCACGAGUAUCCGUUCGUUUGCAUGUACUGCCCGCGCAAGUACAGCUCCGAGCGGCAGCUGGAGAACCACAACAAAGACUGCAACACCUACCGGUGCCUGUACUGCCCGGCGGAGUUCGAGGUGCUGUCCCACCUGAACACACACAAGCGGCAACAUGCGGCCCAGCUGCGGGGCAAGCUAAAGUGCAAGGCUUGCGGCCGUCAGUUCACACAGUCCUCCCAUCUGAAGCGCCAUCUACGGUCGGGAAGCUGUGCCGGCGUCAAGGAACGCGGACCAAAGCGCAAGUACAUGCGUAGACAUGGGCAAGAAAUUCCGACCUCCCCUAGAGGCGGCGACCAAUGCAGCAAGGAGCCGCAGAACAAAAAUCUACUCUACUGUCAGGUGUGCGAUCGGAAGUUUGUCAGCAACUCCUAUCUGGCGCGGCACUUCGAGCGGGACCAUUCCGAGCUACGGUUUCCCCUGUUUCCCUGUGACGUCUGUACGAAGAAGUUUACCUCGUUCGAAAAGUCCGUCCUGCACCGACGGUAUCACCGCCGGCAGCCAGCCAUCAAACCGAAGGAGCUAAAGAAACCGAAGGAAACGGUGUGCAAAAUCUGCGACAAAGAGUUCCGCGUCGACCAUCAGCUGCUGCGCCAUCUGACGGAGGAGCAUUCGCUCGCGCUCGAGCUGUUCCAGUGCGACCAGUGUCCGCGCAAGUUUUCGACCGAGUUCAAGCUGCGCAAGCACCAUUACAACAGCCACCGGGAGAACAAGACGCUGUACGUUUGCUCGCACUGUGGGCAGAAGUUCGAGAAGAAGCUGACGCUGAAGGACCACGAAACGAAGCACCUGGGUAUGCCGGCCUAUCGGUGCGCGGUGUGCGACAAGACGUUCAUCCACAAGCACAGCCUGGACCGGCACGCGCUCGUGCACAGUGACGAGAAGCAGUUUGCGUGCGAGUUUUGCGCGAAAACGUUCAAGCGCAACACCACGCUGGUGAUCCACCGGCGGAUACACACCGGGGAGAAGCCGUACCAGUGCGAACCGUGCGGUAUGCGGUUCAUCGAUUCCAGCACGCUGAUCAAACACCGGCAGCGGGCGCACAUGAAAGCGGAGUGCAUGCCGCUGAAACAGGAACAAGGGCAGUAGAAGCUUUACCUGCACGUAUAAUUUUAUUGUGUUUGUAAAGCGCCAUUCUUCAGACACCGAUUAUUACAAGACUUGAUGAUAAUCUUAGGACAAGUGUAUAGAAAAUGAAAAGCGUUUGAACAUGAGUGAAGAGUUUACAACGAGCGAGCUGUGUGUCUUGGUUCGAGCUGGUUGUAGAUGACAUUCGUGAUUGCUUUCACAUUUUUUUUAAAUAGCCACGCUUUUACUGGUCACAUUAUUGUGAACCCUUUUAAUAUAAAGCUCGCACCAAGCGAUACCAGAAUUCCCUCAAAUGCUUUAAUAUCAUUGCAUAAAAGAUCGUAGAAUUAUUCCUAUUUUAGCUACAGAUUAAGCUCUUCUUCGUCUUCUUUGGCUCAACAACCGUUGUCGGUCAAGGCCUGCCUUUACCUCUUGUGGGUUUGGCUUUCAGUGACUAAUUGAUUUCCCCCCAUAGCAAGAUAAUAGUCAAUCCUACGUAUGGCGGCACGGUCUAUUUGGAGCUUGAACCCAUGAUGGGCAUGUUGUUAAGUCGUACGAGUUGACGACUGUACUACGAGACCGGCCUAACAGAUUAAGCUACUAUCUUGAAAAGAGUUGGAACCUAAAACAAUGCUGCAACUGCGGCUGCAUCUGGGGACACAUUAGUCAAUAAAAUUCCAUCAACUAACUGCUCAGAUCCAAAGAACAUUGAUAACACGCGAGAUGCGAGAUAUAGUAAACACGAAGGAUAUUAGUAUUGCAUCAGCCGGUCUUGGAGAGGUUGGCGACGAACCGGAUAUCCUGACACGGACAAAGGACAGAUGGACACAAAAGGCCAGAAGGACACGAAGGACAGCGUCUGUCGUGAGUCAUACCCCACCAGGAGGGUCUCGGAGGACCAAAGCAAUUUACGCUAGUACGAUCAAGUGAAAAAGGAAACUGUGGGGAAACCUCACCAUGUUAACACGCCACUCGCAGCCAUGAUUAUUCCGUUGCCCAUUUCAGUCUCCUGCCUUUUUCUAGCGAGCAAUGUUCUAAUGUUCAACGCGAUCAGCCACGCACCACCUGGCGGCACGGCGGCGAAAGGUGAACAUUUUUCUCACCCUAAUCGACCCAUUUCACUCCCAGCGCUUACAUUUAACGAUAAUACAAGGGAAACAACACAAAAAAAACCCUGUUUUCGGUUAGUCGAGAAACGACUCGAAGCAUAAUUUAUACCUCAAAGAAAAUAUACACCAUCAUCCCCCCCUUUGCUAGCCACGCUACCAUUGCGAAAGCCCCCAGCGGAGGGAUUUGGCGUCGACUUCGGCAUCGGAAUCGAAGCAAGCGCCAGCAAGGAAAAGCACACCGGCAUGUUUGCAAACGGUGUAAACGGGAUGUUGCCGUGACUACCGAAACCCCCCACACGGCAAGCAUAUAUAUUUAUGCGCCCACAGGUAGAGUGGUGGUGCGCACGUGUGGCUGUGUGUUUGUGUGUGUGUAUGUGUGUGUGUAAUCCGCCAUUCGGGCAUGAUAUUGCCCAGCACGACAUAAUAAAUAUUGUUGCUGAAUAUAUUGAACAGCAUUUGAUCAUGUAUGUACAUUUUGAUGAGGUGUAGAAACGGGCCCAUUGUGUGUGUGUGUGUGUGUGCUGUCGGAAGACAUCGUUUUGGCUUCGUUAGAACAUGUUUUUUUGUACUAAAACAUAAAACAAUUGAGUUUUUCAAAUGUAUUUUAAAACAAAGCACUCAGACGUUUGUAGUUUGUUGCAAGACACGUUUUUAGUGUUGGUGGUUUAGCUUUAUAGCACAAUUUAUUUACAUCCAAUUCAUGCACAUGACUUCCCUCCAUACCUUAACAUGCAAGAAGAAAAAAACAUUCCAACGAGCCAAGAUUCAUUUCACUAAUUUCUUUCCAGUGUCGCAAUUUUCAACCACAUUCUGCACCGCUUUCCUUCCACCAAUAUCCGCCCCGCAAUGGUCCACCAUUUCGAUAAUGGACACUAAUUUGCAAUCACCCCCCCCCCCAAAAGGGUCGUCUACGUUAUAGAUUUUAGACAUUUUCCAACAGUAAAAACCGAUCAUAAAUUAAGAUCCCAUUUCGAAGGCGCCUUUUCAUAUAUAUCCUGUACUGGCCAGUGUGCUGCAAGAAAGAAAAAAGAAAAAAAAAACCACAAACCACGGUUCCGGAUUGUUCUCCCGGCGAUCGGGAAUAAUGUCCUCAAAAAGCUCUCACCCCAUGUGUGGUUUCAUUACAAGUAUGAGCCAAGGCGGAGAAAAUAAAUUCCAAUUUGCGACGAAUGCAUUAA